Trichechus manatus latirostris (Florida manatee) is the source of this 894-nucleotide messenger RNA. It is a transcript of the gene GATD1, whose product is annotated as glutamine amidotransferase class 1 domain containing 1. The transcript is spliced from 6 exons. The coding region runs from base 13 to 759 and encodes 248 amino acids. The record is from RefSeq and is a predicted model, not a curated record. Gene Ontology annotation, cellular component: cytoplasm. Lineage: Eukaryota; Metazoa; Chordata; Mammalia; Sirenia; Trichechidae. Gene Ontology annotation, molecular function: glyoxalase III activity.
GCCUAUGACUCCAUGUGGGUCUGUGGUCCCUAUGUUCCAGGCUUUGGUGCUGCCUGUGGGACGCGACCUUUGGCCGCAGUUGGCACCUGCUUAUGUGGCGGCCUGUGCAUGCUUACCCUGGGGGCGGGGGCCCCACCUGGGGGGACCUGUGAAGCUGGCAGCUCUCGGUGCUCUGAGGGACUCCAUGCGGCGUCCCCAUGUGUCCUGUGCCCACCCCGGCCUGGACGCUGCCCACAGGGGAAGGCCAUGGACUUUGUGGAUGUGGAUGAGAGCAACGCCCGCUGGGUCCAGGACUUCCGCCUCAGGUCCUACGCCAGCCCCGCCAAGCUUGAGUCCAUCGACGGGGCCCGGUACCACGCGCUCCUCAUCCCCAGCUGCCCCGGGGCACUUGCUGACCUGGCCAGCAGCGGAUCUCUGGCUCGUAUCCUGCAGCACUUCUGCUCCGAGAGCAAGCCCAUCUGCGCUGUGGGCCAUGGUGUCGCCGCCCUGUGCUGUGCCACGAGCGAGGACGGCGCCUGGCUGUUCCAGGGCUACAGCGUGACGGGGCCCUCCGUGUACGAGCUGGUCCGGGCGCCUGGCUUUGCCCACCUGCCCCUGAUCGUGGAGGACUUCGUCAAGGAUGCGGGUGCCAGCUUCAGCGCCAGCGAGCCAGAUGCAGUACACGUGGUGCUGGACCGCCACCUCGUCACCGCCCAGAACGCCAGCUCCACCGUGCCGGCUGUGCAAAACCUGCUCUUCCUCUGUGGCAGCCGGAAAUGAGGCGGACUGUGGCCUGUGGCCAGUGCCGACGGUCCAGGUGGCCACAGAGGAAGUGGGCCUGCUGCGCUGCCUCCUCCUUGGCCUGUGGAGACCCCACCUCAGAGCCGAGAGCAGCCGGGCCUCUGACGACCCCCC